Messenger RNA from Pygocentrus nattereri (red-bellied piranha), 5406 nucleotides. It is a transcript of the gene cdh24a, whose product is annotated as cadherin-24. Gene Ontology annotation, biological process: cell morphogenesis; cell-cell junction assembly; adherens junction organization. Gene Ontology annotation, cellular component: plasma membrane; adherens junction; catenin complex. The coding region runs from base 564 to 4397 and encodes 1277 amino acids. Gene Ontology annotation, molecular function: calcium ion binding; cadherin binding. The record is from RefSeq and is a predicted model, not a curated record. The transcript is spliced from 15 exons. NCBI's taxonomy places the organism in Eukaryota, Metazoa, Chordata, Actinopteri, Characiformes, Serrasalmidae.
CUCGGAGUCCUCGCGCUGCUGAAGGCCACUGACAGUCUUCAUUACCCCGGAGGUGCUGUAAGAUCGAUGGCUGCCACCUGACUUUAAUACUAAGCGUCCUCCGGCCGUUAAACUUUGGGGAGCGGUUGAGCCGCCGGACGAAGAGGCACAGGGAGCGCUCCAGAGGUGCUACGGAUGACUACGGAGGGAGAGAGAGGGGGAAGACAGACAGAGAGAGAGAGCAAGCGAGAAAGUGAGAGCUACAGAAUGCAAAGAGUGAAGUAGUGAGAGAGAGAGGAGGGCAGGAAGGACGACAGACAGGGGGAGAGUUACGAAAUCCAAACAGAGAGGCAGAGAUAAAGGGAGGAAGGAGAAAGAGAGGCAGAAUAAAGAGAGGGAGGGAAGGACUGGCUGUCAGUGAAUGCUGAGCACCUGGAGAAUGUCGAGAUGCAGCGAUGGAGGGACGAAAUGAAAAGAAAAGUUAUUCAGGAGAGGGGAUGAGACCGAGAGUCUCUCGCAGAGGAGAGGAAAGACAGGAAAGAAAGGGUACGUCUUUUCGGCCUCUGCUCCCGACCCGGUGAACCAUGCCGAGGAGCAGUUCAAGGAGGUCGUCGCUGCUCAUCCUCAGGGUGUGUGUGUGUGUGUAUGUGUGUUCCAAGCUGGUGAAACUCGUGGGCAGUGCAGAUGAUCACACACACACGGCGCAGGAGGGAGGACUCGAUCUGGCGCCUCGGAGGGCAGCAAGAAAGGACGACUUAUCAUCAACAUCAUCACACACAGAAACCUUUCAGAGUUCAAAGGCUGCCUGGAGAGAGCAGGACACUUUGAAGAACGAGAGAAUAACGAAUAACGAGGCGUCCUUGGCUCCAGCUGGGCCUCUGUGGGAAAGGACUGCACCCACGGAUCGGGAUGCCUCACAAGCCACAGAGAUUAGAGCAAGCAUCUCGGAAAACGCUGGGACUGCAGUUUCCUCGCUCAAAGGCAACAUAAACCCAAACCCUUCUGCUCUAAUCACAACAACCGGCUCUAUUUCCAGUGCCACAGAUACCCUUCAAUCCACGAAUAGCCGUGCUGGACUGGGUGCCAGCCUUCAAGAGGCUUCAAGUGCCACUCAAAGAAGUGGUAUCGUUUUCCAGGAGUUCCCAGGAGAUUCCCCAGAAAGGGGACAGGGCCUUGCUGGGAUGGACCCCCGCUCUAGGUCCAGGAGGAGCUGGAUCUGGAACCAGUUUUUCGUGAUUGAAGAGUACAGCGGGCCGGAACCUGUCUUGAUUGGUCGGCUGCAUUCCAGUAUGGACCGAGGAGAUGGCCGCACCAAGUACGUUCUGAAAGGCGAGGGAGCGGGGUCCGUGUUCGUGAUCGACGGGAAAACGGGAAACAUCCAUGUGACGAAGCCGCUGGACCGGGAGGAGAAGGAUCAGUACCGUCUGAUUGCCACGGCGACGGACAGGCAGACGGGCCGGCCGCUGGAGGCUUCGUCCCAGUUCAUAAUCAGAGUGCAGGACAUCAACGACAAUCCACCUGUGUUCCCUCACACACACUACAGCGCCACCGUACCGGAGAUGGCCAGCAUUGGGACGUCUGUUAUUCAGGUUACUGCUACAGAUGCCGAUGAUGAGACGUAUGGAAACAGUGCUAAACUGGUGUACUCGGUGGUCCAGGGCCAGCAGUAUUUUACAGUGGACCCACAAUCAGGCAUUGUCCGUACUGCGGUUUCUGACAUGGACCGUGAGCUCCAGUCUCAGUAUGUUUUGGUGCUGCAGGCCAGAGACAUGGGCGGCCACCAGGGAGGCCUAACAGGGACCACCACCAUCACUGUUCACCUCAGUGACGUAAACGACAACCCGCCCCGCUUCGCCAACAGUAUGUGGUCGUUCUCUGUAUCAGAGUUGGCUCUUCCGGGGGUCGAGGUUGGCCGACUGUCUGCGACUGAUGCUGAUCUGGGGGAGAACGCUCGGCUGGACUUCACCAUCACAGAUGGAGAAGGAGGAGGAAACUUCAACAUCACCGCUGUCAACCAGGAGGGCGUCAUUCUGCUCAACAAGGUGGUGGAUUAUGAGCGGCGCAGCUCCUACACUCUCACAGUGGAGGUGCAGAAUCCCUCGGUGGACCCUCGCUUUCUUCGCCGUGGGCCAUUUAAAGACCGAGCGACAGUCCGGAUCACCGUCCUGAAUGCUGACGAACCGCCUCGGUUCUCACGCUCACGAUAUAGGUUGGACGUGUCUGAAAACUGCCCGCCAGCGUGUGCCGUGGGACGGGUAGCUGCGGUGGACCCAGACACAGGCCUCAGCAACAAUAUAAAGUACUCUAUUGACCCCGAGUCGGACCCCGAGGCUUUGUUCCGUAUCGCCCCUGACAGCGGCCUCAUCACCACGGUGAAGGAGCUGGACCGCGAGCACGAGCAGUGGCACAACAUCACUGUCAUCGCCACUCAGAGAGAUAGCCCCAACCAGGUUACCAGGGUAGCGGUUGCCAUAGAGACGCUGGACCUGAACGACAACGCCCCCGAGCUGGACAGGCAGUACAACACGGCCGUCUGCGACUCCAGCGGCGCCGGACAGGUGGUGCAGGUCAUUCGGGCGAUCGACCGAGACCAGAGCAGCUACAGCUCCCCCAUUCACUUCAGCCUGGCCUCGGACCGCAGCCUCGCUCUCAACAUCACCAUCCAGGAGAGAGGAGACCACACGGCCAGUCUGGUUCUUCUGUCGUCGGUGAAGCCCCUCCCUCGCUCCGCCUCUCCUUCCUUCCACACUGUGAAAAUACCCAUAAUCCUCCGGGACGGGGCGUCAGAGUUCAGAAGCACGGGGACCGUCACCCUGACCAUGUGCCCCUGCCAGAACGGAGGGAUGUGGGCAGAGGAGAGGAAGAGACAGACGGACCGAGGGAGGAGUGAGGACGCUCAGACACUGAUGGAGUGGGAGAGGCAGACGGUGUGCGUGCCGCUGCCCUCCACCUCCGCCCUGCUGGGCCUCAGCUCCGCCGCUAUGCUGGCUGUGCUCGCCUGCUCGUCCACUCUGCUCGUGGUAGCAGCGUUAGCUCUAUCCGUUCGGAGGCAGAAGAGUGACUCUCUCUCUCCGCUGGAGGAUGAUGAGAUCAGAGAGAAUAUCAUCACGUACGAUGAUGAGGGGGGUGGAGAGGCCGACACAGCCGCGUUCGACAUUGCUGCGCUGAAGAGCGCCCCCCACAGCAUGCACAGCGCCCUGCGCCUCAGCCGCAGCAUUUACUCCCAGGAGAAUCUGGACAGGAUGUACAGCUGGGCUCAGGCCCCCGGGGUGGACCCCCAGCGGCCCGGUUCCGCCCCGCUGUAUGGGCGGUUCUGCUACAGCAUACACACCCUGCCAGCGGUCCGAGAACGGAUCGGCCCGUUCGACUCCCGCCGGGACCUCACCAAACUGACCUACACGCUCCCCAGCGCCCAGACGCAGGACUGCGGGCCUCUGGAUCCAGGGUGUGUGUUCACGGGCCUGGCGGAACUGGCCAAGAGAACCGACCAGAGCAGAACCGGAGACGAGCACCAAGGAACCGAGAGUUCUGCUGAGAACAACCUGAAAGAGAGCGAGACAGGAAGUGAGGUCGUCUCUGAGAGUCAGACUCUCAGUCAGGAUCAGUCUCUGGCCUCUGACCAGGCUCCGGUGGUUCAGAGCUCCAGUCAGAGCGACUCCAGCAGUUCUGCUGGUCACUCGGCCGGAUCGCUGACUCACCACCCGUCCACCGCACACACCUCCUCCACCUCCACUAUUGUGUCCACCGUUGCCACGGAUGACACGCCCUCCACGCACACGCCCACAGAGGCUCCCAUCAACACCAGCCAAACCUCGGCACCAUUCAGAACAAUGGAAGGGACCCUGCUGAGAGGCAGCGGAGUGAUACCUUUAGCCGGAACUACUUGUUUAUACCCCAAAGCGGGCGAUUUGGUGGGCGUGUACGCUCUAGCAGGGCGGGACUUCACUCAGCGGGUGGUCAUGCCUUUCCCUGGCCCUGGCGGGGCGGGGCUGUACAUGGGUAGGUGGGGCCUAGGCAGGCGAGAUGGGCAGGGGCCUGGGCCCGGAAGGGGCGGGGCUAACCCUCUAACCCACAGGAUGGGCGACUUCCUGCAGCACCGCCUGGCCCAGGUGACUUUCGACCCCAUGCAGCCGCCGUACGACUCGCUGCAGACGUACGGCCUGGAGGGGGCGGGAUCACAGGCCACCUCCCUCAGCUCCCUGGAGAGCGAGGGCGAGCGAGGGAUGGAGGUGGAGGAGAUAAAGGAGUGGGGGCCCAAGUUUCACAAGCUGCUGGAGAUCUUCAGAGAGAGGGAAACGGAGGAGGAGAAAAAAGAGGAAAAGGAAGAGAAGGAAGAGAAGGAGGAAAAGAAGCACACCGAGGAGGAGACCAUGGAGGAGAAGAUGCAAGAAGACACUAAAGACGAAGCCGAGCCAUAGAGAGAGGCAGGAAGGAGUGGGACGGAGGGAAUAAAGGAUGAAUUCUCGUCAGAGAACAGCGAGAUAAAGGCGGAAAGAGAGAGAGCGAGACGCUCUACGGAAUGUAUACUGGCAGAAGUGGUGAUGAUUCCUGCUGUGGUAAUUCAGAAGCAAUUAUUAUUAGAAUUUAAUAUAUAAUAGCAUAAUAAAACUGUUGGAAAGGAGCUCCAGAAGACGCAGGCGGAGAGAAUCUUUAGCGAUUCUGCAUAAAGACGAAUUCCACUGACUUUUUCAGUUCAAUUUCUGCAUAAUUGAUAUCUAAGCAAAGUCUUUCGGAGUGGUUCAGUGAGGAAUGCGGCGUUCUGGGAAAACUAGAGUCAGUGGUGGCGAUAGGAACCAGACGUCCGCCUCUAAAAGCUCCUUCACAGAGAGUUCCUGCAUGGAAUGGAAUGUGAUGAACUCGCUGCCUGAUGACUGAGGCACUGAUUCUGGAUGGAUUUGGGAAAAGCUUUUAGGCCUGAGACAAAUAUCAGGAAAACUAGUCCCUUACUCUUUCAGAGGAAUCGCUAAUUUACAUAUGAAGAGUCUGAAGAGUCGUGGCGACGCCUGGUUCCUAUCACCACCACUGUAAAGACAUCUGAAUGAUUUCACACCAAACCCACUCUGCAUCACUCUGUUUACAUCUCGUUCAUUCAAUUAUGCAGUCUUUUUAAAUCUUUCGCCGGAGUUUCCUGUCAGUUUCUCACACAAGCACAGGCGUAGCACACAAACAUUCUCACCGAGCUCCACGAGAGGUGCGGGAGCUGUCGCUCUCCACAAUCUCCCAUUACAUUUGCAUAAAUAAUUCACUCGUGCACUCCCAGCCAAAGUUACGAAACAUCUCAUAUCUGAAAUAUUGAUUUUAGGCCCUGCGAGCUGCAUUGUUUGAAAAAUAGGCCUCAUAAAAAAUGCACUGUCCCCGGCGUAUGAAUAUUGAUGUUUAUGUAUUAAUAAAAAAAAAAAAAGCUUCUCCCGCUUAAAGGAGCAGAAA